Molecule: messenger RNA, 2641 nt
Organism: Entelurus aequoreus (snake pipefish)
Lineage: Eukaryota; Metazoa; Chordata; Actinopteri; Syngnathiformes; Syngnathidae
Gene: atat1
Product: alpha tubulin acetyltransferase 1
Exons: 12
Coding region: 343-1635 (430 amino acids)
Biological process (GO): alpha-tubulin acetylation
Cellular component (GO): microtubule
Molecular function (GO): tubulin N-acetyltransferase activity
Source: RefSeq, a predicted model, not a curated record
GCAGUCGCUGCAUUGCCCGGCAUUACGGUAAAUGCUAUUUGAAGCGACUGUACCACUACGGCACAAUGGAAGCGCCCCGACUUUAAAUUGAUUAAACGGCAGCUCUUGGUAUCACCGACAGUUAUCUGCCUGUCUCACCGACAGUUAUAUUCAUGUUUUGCCUGUGAAGUGAAGAGAAGUGUGAGGCUUGGAGCAACUAACUAGCUUUUGUUAAAUUUCUGACGAGUCCGCUUGCUAAGCCAAAAACGCCGGUAUAGCUUUGUCAGCUAGCUAGCGAGCUAACAAGGGAGGCACCUGCUGCCCGGACUGGGUGUGCAUCAUCCUCUCCACUAAGGACAUACUAUGGAGUUUCCUGUUGAUAUAAACCAGCUAUUUUCCGAGAGGGUAACCAUCUUGGACCAGACCCUUGGUGGAGGUCGACUUACUCCGAGAAGGCCAAAUCUUCAGUCCCAACUUGUUGCUGUAAUUGACGAACUUGGAAAAGCCUCAGCAAAGGCCCAAAUGCUAACAACACCUGUAACAAGUACUAUCAAGUUGCAGUCUCAGCAGCAUCAAGUCUACUUGAUGAAGGAUGGAGAAAGCAAUGGAGGACGUGGUGUCAUUGUAGGAUUUCUCAAGGUGGGACGCAAGAAGUUAUUUCUGCUCGAUAAAAAAGGUGUCCACGUAGAAGCUGAGCCACUGUGUGUUCUGGAUUUCUUCAUUGCUCAGAACUUGCAAAGACACGGAUAUGGACUAGAGCUGUUCAAUUUCAUGUUGCAGGACAAGAAUUUAGAACCAGAGCUGAUGGCUUUUGACAGACCCUCGCCCAAAUUGUUGUCUUUUCUGGCCAAGCAUUACUGCCUCACACAAAGUGUUCCUCAGGUCAAUCACUUUGUUGUUUUUGAAGGCUUUUUCCUCAACAAAGCAGUGGUCCAGUUGAGAAAGGUUUCCCUAAGAAAGCCAGACAGCGAGAUCAAACCUUACUCUAUAAUGGAGAGAGAAGUGGUACGUCAGGAGCAGAGGACUCCUCCAUGGCCGUUUGCUCCUCCUCACUCUCCCCAGCGGUCGGUAUUCUCCCAGUACUCCCACAGUGUGGGAUCGUCCCCCACCAGGGUGCCACCUCAAGCCCUCGGCGUGCCUGUCCUUGGGAUAGAGAGGAACCAGAGCCCGCACUUUCCUCUCAUCGAACGCUGCAGAGCAAGAAGCACCAGCCAACGAGGCUCAAUUGCCAGAGGUGAUCUGCACAGUCGCUACAUGGACAUCAAAUCUUUGGGAAAGCGGGGAACACCUUUGUCAGGUCUCAGAUGGGGAGGAGAACGGCCACACAUACUGGGGCAUCCAGAAGCACACAAAGUGGCCAAUCUUCCUAUACCACAGAGCAGGCUUCUUACACGGCCACCUCUAUCCACGUCCAAGAACAAUGUCGUCUGCUGCCCAACAUUCCUAAACAACAGAGGGCUACCACACCGCGGCAUAGGUGCUGAGGUGGUUGGUCUUAAAAAGGAUGUUAAAGCACCAGAGGGCGCUACAGGAGGCCUGUUGGCGAAGAAGCAAGCUAGAAGCAGCAGUGGGUGCUCUUGGACUGUGGGAAACAGCUGCUGGUCUGCCCAACAGGUGAAGCAGAUGCACGUAUACAGGAGCACCUGUCCAUGGUGAUGGCUGUGGUAUACAGUAUGUAUUGCAUAUAUGUAAUGUCAGCUUGCCACUGUUCUGAAACAGAAUAGUAUUCAUAUGGUGUUCAUUGUCAUAAAUGCUUGGUUUGCACACCAAAUUGUAGUCAAUAAUUGUUAAAUACAUGACGUCACUAAGGCAGUAAGACAGUUUCCUGCUCAAUUAGAAAACCCUGUGCCAGUUUUCUUUCACUCUGUGGAGUAAAAACAGACGUAAGAGCAGUAAGUGGUGUGAGUCAGUGUUGUACUGUCGUAGAAUUUCUGACCUUUUGACCUAUAUAUCAUGUAUGUCAAGAAUGUAUGCUCAUUUUGAUUUCUAUUCUGUGGGACAAAAGUGAAUUUUAAGUCAUGCCAACCUGUCUACAGAAUGUGUUGACUGUCUAAAGGAUUCGAGUUGUUAUGGAACAGAUAGGGAAAACAAAAAAGACAUUGACGCACUAACAAGAGAGAUAAGAAAGGGAUAAAGUCAAACGAAGAGAGUGUUUUGGUAGCCAUCAUUCCAUGCUGUCGGGCGCGCCCGGGGGGAAAACUUUCUGUGUGCUCGACAACUCAACCCAACCAUUGUACCAUUUGAUUAUGAGUAAAAUAAAACUCUUGUGUUAAAUCUACUUUGGUUCUCAUUGACAACCCGGACUUUCCACUACACAAUUGGCGUCACGAACUAGGAUGGUCCAGAACUCUGCAAGUCAACAUCCGCUCCCGGCUUCUCUCUCAGGCAGACAACGCUUGCACGCGCGCAUCUAAUACAAGGUAAGCUAUUUUGCUUAUUGUGUAAAAGUUGUCUGUCUGAAGAGAAACGGGAUCGGUAAGACGAAAACUUAAUUUUUUUUUCAUAAAAGAUAGGCCUAGCAGGUUCUCCAAAAACAACCUAGACUGGGGCAUGUGUUGGUUGGCCUGAGUUGUUUUAUAUGUGAUCAUUUGUCUGUGUGUUUGUUGAAAACUUGUGAUUUCUUGUUUUUAGCUAUAAGGGGAUUGUUAAUAGAAUUAUUGGU